UCCCUUAUUGUGUACAACCAUGACCUGUGUCCUGCAAAUUUUCAGAACAAAUGUCAAACCGUGCAAAUUGAGGCUAACUGCGAACUGUCUUCCAUUGAUAAGUGCAUCCAGCAACUUCAGUACAUCCGGCAGAAGAUAUAAAGCUAAAUUCUUUGAUUCAGCUGAUGAAGCCAUACAAGAUAUACCAGAUGGAUCAAAACUGUUGGUUGGAGGAUUUGGAUUAUGUGGAAUACCUGAGAACCUAAUUCAAGCUUUACUGAAAACAAAGGUGAAAGAUUUAACAAUUGUCAGUAACAACGCUGGUGUGGAUGAUUUUGGUCUUGGAUUGUUACUUAAGCAGAAACAGGUUAAGCGUAUGAUAUCAUCAUAUGUGGGGGAGAAUGCAGAAUUUGAACGACAGUAUUUGUCAGGUGAAUUGGAAGUUGAGCUAACACCACAGGGUACGCUGGCUGAGAGAAUAAGAGCUGGUGGAGCAGGUAUCCCAGCAUUCUUCACACCUACUGGUUAUGGAACUUUAAUACAGACAGGUGGCGCUCCAAUCAAAUAUAACAGUGAUAAAUCUAUAGACAUUGCUAGUCAACCAAGGGAGGUUCGGGAUUUUAAUGGAUUUCAGUAUAUAAUAGAAGAGGCCAUCACAGGAGAUUUUGGUUUGAUUAAAGCAUGGAAAGCUGAUAAGGCAGGCAAUCUAACUUUCAGGAAAACAGCUAGAAAUUUCAAUCCUCCUAUGUGUAAGGCAGCUAAGAUAACAAUAGCCGAGGUGGAGGAGAUAGUUCCAUGUGGUGCUAUACCUCCUGAGGAUGUUCACGUACCUCAUGCCUUUGUUCAAAGAGUUAUCAAAGGGCCAAAAUAUGAGAAAAGAAUAGAGAGAUUGAAACUUCGUAAAGAAAAAGGCAGCACCACUCAUGCUACAGAUACAGCAUCACUUAUGAGGGAAAGAAUAAUAAGGAGGGCAGCACUAGAAUUCCAUGAUGGUAUCUAUGCAAACCUUGGUAUUGGUAUGCCUAUGUUAGCCAGUAAUUAUAUAACACCAGGAAUGACAGUACAUUUACAGAGUGAAAAUGGAAUUCUGGGAUUGGGUCCAUUUCCAUCACAAGGAGAGGUAGAUCCAGACCUAAUUAAUGCUGGUAAAGAAACAGUUACAAGUAUACCUGGUAGUUCAUUCUUUUCCAGUGAUGAAUCUUUUGCAAUGAUUAGAGGUGGUCACAUUGAUUUAACAAUAUUAGGUGCCAUGCAAGUGUCACAAUAUGGAGAUCUGGCCAAUUGGAUGAUACCGGGUAAAAUGGUUAAAGGAAUGGGAGGAGCUAUGGAUCUUGUAUCGAGUCAUCAAACUAAAGUCAUUGUCACUAUGGAACAUGCUGCUAAGAAUGGUGAACAUAAAAUUCUUGCAGACUGUAGUUUACCAUUGACUGGUAAAAACUGUGUAAACACAAUUAUUACAGAGAAGGGUGUGUUUGAUGUAUCACCUGACCAAGGAUUGAUAUUGAUAGAAAUAGCGGAUGGUCUUUCUGUGGAGGAUAUAAAACAGUGUACAGGAUGUUCAUUUCAUGUUUCAUCAGAUUUAAAACCAAUGGGACAGAUUGAUGAUCCUCAUGCAUAAUUCAUGAUAUUGUAAUCAGUGUUUUGUCGGAGGUGCUACCUCAAAAGAAGUCUUCAUUAUUAAGAAGUGCCGUGUUGAUAUGAAACAUUUACAAUACUAUUAUAAAGAAUGGAAUGAAAUGUUCAAAAUGGUUUUAAUCAUGAUGAAUAGUUGAGACUGCAUUUCACUACUCAACUAAAACUAUAGUUUUCUGAGAACAGUAUGUACUGAAUGCAUGCAGCUUUCAUUUGAAAAUAAGCAUAACCCAUUUUGGUUGUAUUUCUCUUAAUAAGCUCUGGGUGAUAUGACAAGCAUUUUAAAAACAAAUGGAUUUUUACAAUAAAUGAUGCUGAGCAUUUCUUUCCAUGUUUAUGUAAUUUGUAUGGAAUUGUUUCAGAUACUUUUUUAAGAUACCAAUUACUUUGUCAUAUUAGUGCUAUGUGUUUGCUUUAAUCUACAUAUACAUUGUCAUGAGUAGAUCUUUUAUAUAAGGACUGUUCCAUACAAAAUAUGCAUGGAACCUAGGAAAGUAACUCCCAAAUCUGAAGUAUCGGUGAGUGAAAUUCUAAAUUGCAUCUGCUGGUGGUUACUUAAUUUUGAAAAGGAACACUCUAUAUUAUUAUUUGAAGAAGAUUAUUGUCAGUUUAUUAGUUAUAAUUGUAAUUAUCAAAAUCUAAGAGUUUUGAAAAGUACAAUUUUGGUAGUGAAUAGAUUUAUAUUCCAUAUUAGUUUCUUUAUUGUGGGGGUAUCUAUAUUUUCCCAUUUAAACAAAAGGUAUAUUUAUUAUCUCCAUUGAACAAAAAGUAUUUAUGUAUUUUCAAUUGUACAAAAGGCAUAGAUUCUUCAACUGUAUCAAACAGGGGGGGUAUCCAACUAUAUGUCCCCAUUCAAAUGCAUUGAUCAGCCAAAUAAAAGGGGGAUUCCAACCCUGGACCCCCCCAAUAUUACAUGUAUUUAUAAACUGAGAUUUUUAGAGAAUACACACCUCUACUGAGCAUUGAAUUAAUUUUUUUUAUUUUUCAAAAAUUCAGUAUCUUAAAGGAUUGUUGUAUUAUAUAUUUUGAACCAUAUUCUAAGACAUUUACCUAUUUUGUUUUCCCAUUGAUGGUUUAUUUAAUCUGAUCUGUAAAUGGAGAUACUCAUUCAAAAAAUACAUUUUUAUCUGUCAGUCCUUAAAAUAUACUGCUAAAAAAACCUUUCUUUGCCAAACGAUGCAAUAAUGAAUGUUUACCUUAAUAGCUGUUUUUGAACUAGUCAUUUUAUUUAAGUAUGCCAAACUAAACUAUAAAAUAUAAGACCAAGUAUAUUCAGAAAAGCAUUUAUACAUGAAAAUGGGUACUAUUGAAAUUCUGGUUAAAGGAAUUUGUCAACACGCUGGAAUUUCUUGCUACAUUGAAGACCUGUAGGUGACCUUCUGCUGUUGUUUUUCUUUUUUUUUUCUUUGGUCGGGUUGUUGUCUCUUUGACACAUUCCCCAUUUCCAUUCUCAAUUUUACUAUAAACCAUGUAGAACAUUUUGUAACUUAUGAAUCUAAUUGAGUAUAAAAAAUCAUGUUGACAAAUUUUUAUAGCAUUAAAUAAUCAGUGGUGUAUGUAAAGAACUGUGAUAUUAAUAUUUGAUGAUGACAGCUAAUAAAAGGUGUCUUUGUUUUA
Messenger RNA from Mytilus trossulus (common blue mussel), 3228 nucleotides. Its product is annotated as succinyl-CoA:3-ketoacid coenzyme A transferase 1, mitochondrial-like. Gene Ontology annotation, molecular function: succinyl-CoA:3-oxo-acid CoA-transferase activity. Bases 20 to 1597 code for a protein of 525 amino acids. Gene Ontology annotation, biological process: ketone body catabolic process. The transcript is spliced from 15 exons. Gene Ontology annotation, cellular component: mitochondrion. The record is from RefSeq and is a predicted model, not a curated record. NCBI's taxonomy places the organism in Eukaryota, Metazoa, Mollusca, Bivalvia, Mytilida, Mytilidae.